CAGUAUAGUAGCUAGCAAGCCCGUUCAGACGAGCGCGAGAAGAAUGUACAAAGCUCCUUUCACAUCCUCUCUUCGUUCUUGCGGAGGCGUUUCGGGCCGUCCACCUUCGGUACUGACCCUUCCUUUGCUCUGGCAAAGCAGCAGCCAGACUGCCGCUCUGCUCCAACACCAGAACCUGCCAUCAACAGAUACUUGUUGCACAUCACCACCCUACUUUGAUGCUCACCGCCUACGAUCCAUCCAUUCACCCCCUUCACCGCUCCUUGCCCCACCCCGGGAAGUCUCCUCCGCUCGCCGACCCGGUCAACGCGCGCACGCACACACUUAGACGGAAAUAUUCCCUUCGCGAACCGCCCC
This is a messenger RNA of Paraphaeosphaeria sporulosa, 357 nucleotides long. RefSeq lists its product as uncharacterized. The transcript has a single exon. NCBI's taxonomy places the organism in Eukaryota, Fungi, Ascomycota, Dothideomycetes, Pleosporales, Didymosphaeriaceae. The coding region runs from base 44 to 328 and encodes 94 amino acids. The record is from RefSeq and is a predicted model, not a curated record.